AUGUUCGUAAUGGGUGUCAAUAAUGACAAAUAUGAUAAGGCCAACAAUCACAUCAUCUCUAAUGCUUCUUGCACCACCAAUUGUCUGGCUCCUUUGGCUAAGGUCAUCCAUGACAAGUUUGGAAUCAUUGAGGGCCUGAUGACCACUGUACAUGCAACAACGGCCACUCAAAAGACCGUCGAUGGGCCGUCCGGAAAGCUGUGGCGAGAUGGUCGUGGUGCUGCCCAAAACAUCAUCCCGGCAAGCACUGGUGCAGCGAAGGCUGUAGGAAAAGUCAUUCCGGAUUUGAACGGGAAAGCUUACUGGUAUGGCUUUCCGUGUACCAACUCCGGAUGUAUCAGUUGUUGA
Messenger RNA from Loa loa (African eye worm), 348 nucleotides. RefSeq names its product glyceraldehyde 3-phosphate dehydrogenase domain-containing protein. NCBI's taxonomy places the organism in Eukaryota, Metazoa, Nematoda, Chromadorea, Rhabditida, Onchocercidae. The record is from RefSeq and is a predicted model, not a curated record. Gene Ontology annotation, molecular function: oxidoreductase activity, acting on the aldehyde or oxo group of donors, NAD or NADP as acceptor. The coding region runs from base 1 to 348 and encodes 115 amino acids. The transcript is spliced from 3 exons.